CCAUGAUCAGCCUGCAGGAGUUGUGUGCUGGGCUUCCUCUCAGUCCUCUGCCCCAGAACAAAGGAAGAAAUAAUGGGGUACCACACGCUCCGAACCGAACUCCCCAAUUGUCUGCAGAGGAGCAGAGGCUUGCUUUGGAAAACUCUCUGCGUUAUUUCCCCCCUGAGUUGCACAAGACAUUGGCUCCUGAGUUUGCAGAUGAGCUGAGACAUUAUGGACAUAUCUACAUGUACAGGUUCUACCCCAACCUGCAGAUGAAGGCAUACCCCAUUACUCAGUAUCCCUGCAAAACACAGCAAGCUGCUGCCAUCAUGCAUAUGAUCAUGAACAAUCUGGACCCAGCUGUAGCUCAGUUUCCCCAAGAACUGGUGACCUACGGAGGAAAUGGACAAGUGUUCAGUAACUGGGCUCAGUUCUGGCUGGUGAUGAACUAUCUGUCUGAGAUGACAGAAGAACAAACCCUAGUGAUGUACAGUGGACACCCGCUUGGUCUCUUCCCAAGUCAUUCUGGUGCCCCUCGAGUUGUAAUCACCAAUGGCAUGGUUAUUCCCAACUAUUCAUCGAGGAAAGAUUAUGAGAAGAUGUUUGCCCUUGGAGUCACAAUGUAUGGACAGAUGACCGCAGGGAGCUACUGUUAUAUUGGACCCCAGGGCAUAGUGCAUGGCACAGUGUUGACAGUGCUGAAUGCCGGACGGCGAUACCUGGGGUUGGACGACCUCUCUGGAAAGGUGUUUGUGACAUCAGGUCUUGGAGGCAUGAGUGGAGCACAAGCAAAAGCAGCUGCAAUAGUUGGCUGUGUGGGGGUCAUUGCUGAAGUGGAUGAAAAUGCACUAAUGAAAAGACAUAAGCAAGGGUGGCUGAUGGAAGUAACAAAUUCCCUAGAUGGCUGCAUCCAAAGAAUCCGAAAAGCAAAAAAGCAGAAAGAGACGCUAAGCCUGGGAUAUCAUGGGAAUAUUGUGGACCUUUGGGAAAAGCUGGCGGAAGAGUAUGAAAAAACAGGAGAACUUCUGGUGGACCUGGGAUCGGACCAAACGUCCUGUCACAACCCUUUCAGUGGAGGGUAUUAUCCUGUGCAACUCAAACUUGCGGAGGCCAAUGAACUGCUGUGCAGGGAACCCCAGAUUUUCCAUCAACUGGUGCAUGAGAGUCUAAGGCGGCAGGUGGCGGCCAUCAAUAAACUGGCUGACAAUGGAAUGUUUUUCUGGGAUUAUGGAAAUGCUUUCCUUCUAGAGGCACAGAGAGCUGGUGCUGAUGUGCAGAAACAUGGAGGGCGUGACACAGAGUUCCGAUACCCUUCAUAUGUCCAGCACAUUAUGGGGGACAUCUUUUCUCUGGGAUUCGGACCGUUUAGGUGGGUGUGCACCUCUGCAGAUCCCUCUGACUUGGCUGCCACUGACCAGAUUGCAACCUGUGCUCUGGAGGAUAUUAUCGCUCAGGGAGUUAGUGACCCUGUGAAGAAACAGUACAACGAUAACAUUCGAUGGAUUCAAGAAGCUGGAAAACAUGAUCUGGUUGUUGGGUCCCAGGCUCGAAUUCUGUAUUCAGACCAGAAGGGAAGAGUGUCCAUCGCUGUGGCUAUUAACAGGGCUGUGGCUGCAGGACGGGUCAAGGGUGCUGUGGUGAUCAGUCGGGACCAUCAUGAUGUCAGUGGCACAGACAGUCCCUACAGAGAAACUUCCAAUAUCUACGAUGGUUCUGCCUUUUGUGCAGAUAUGGCCGUGCAGAACUUUGUUGGAGACUCGUUCCGAGGAGCAACUUGGGUGGCUCUGCAUAAUGGAGGAGGUGUUGGCUGGGGUGAGGUUAUUAAUGGAGGAUUUGGCCUGGUUCUGGAUGGUUCCCAGGAGGCUGAAGAGAGAGCUACAAGGAUGCUGAGCUGGGAUGUUUCCAAUGGGGUGGCGAGACGCUGCUGGUCGGGUAACCAAAAUGCCUAUGAUACGAUCGUCCGCACCAUGGAGGAGAACCAGAAUCUCAGAGUGACUUUGCCCCAUGCAGUGAAGGACAAAAGUGUUCUAGCCUUGGCACUGUCCCUUAAUUAACCACUCCAAUUUCAUCCAUCAGUGAUGUCUUAUCCUAUCGAAAUCACAUUAUUAAGCAUUCUCUCACACUCAUUAUAGAAUCUAGCACAUCAUUCACCAUUGUAUAUUGUUUUGAAUCAGAAGGGCAGCAUUACCUUUAAUUUCUCAAUCUAACUCCCCCCCCCCCAAUAGACCCACUCCAGUUAAGCUAUAGCUAAAAUGCCUGUGUACUUUUUGCUAUGCUGAACUGCAAUGAUUAAACCUUAGAACCUGGACAAAUAUCA
This is a messenger RNA of Xenopus laevis (African clawed frog), 2299 nucleotides long. It is a transcript of the gene uroc1.L, whose product is annotated as urocanate hydratase 1 L homeolog. The record is from RefSeq and is marked provisional. Gene Ontology annotation, biological process: L-histidine catabolic process. Lineage: Eukaryota; Metazoa; Chordata; Amphibia; Anura; Pipidae. Gene Ontology annotation, molecular function: urocanate hydratase activity.